CAGAGAUCUGCAUAUUAAAAAGGAAUGAAUGUGAACCAUGUGGACAGAACCUGCUCGGACAUGUCCUGUGAACACACGGUGUGCUGGUGUAGGUGAGGUGCUGGUCGAGCAUCAGGCGGCCCGGUCAGCUGACUCUGAGUCAACACAGCCUCAACUUAACUGCUGACUGACACAAAGCGGUCGGUUUUUCGGGGAACUAUUUUCAGACUUGUUUGCUUGAGUAUUCCUGAGGCAGCAUAAAGACCGUCUGUCUGUCACUCGGCUCGCAGCAGCAGCAUUAGCAGCUCGUGUUAUUUCAGUGUUUUGGCCACAGGAUCCUCGUUUUUUUUUUUUUUUUGGGACGCGUUCGCUGAAGUCACGAGUUGUCCCAGACGCGCAAGUCAUUUCCUGUGUGGACUGUUAGCACACUCCUGCAGCCCGCUCAUUGAAGGAGCUCGGAUGCGUGCAUACUUGAAUUUGCCUCUCCACGGUUUGCCUUGGUACCGAGACGCAUUAUGCUCUCCUUGGAGAAAGUGAGGGAGGGUUUAGCGAGCGCGGGGCAGUCUCACGUCCUGCAGUUCUGGCCGGAGCUGAGUGAAGAGGAGAGGGACACUUUCCUCAAAGAGCUGUCUCAGCUGGACCUGGACGGGCUGAAGGACCACUGUGAGGGGCCCCAAAGGGUUGCAGCCUCCUGGCCCGACAGCCCCGAUGAGAACAUGGAGCCGGUCCCUCCAGAGUUCAUCGGCAGCGUGAAGAAAAGUGACCGAAGUGCUCUGGAGGAGUGGGAAAAUGAAGGGCUGAUGAAAAUCUCAGAGAAUCGUGUGGGGGUCCUGCUCUUGGCCGGCGGUCAGGGGACCCGUCUUGGCGUUCCGUAUCCCAAAGGGAUGUAUAACGUUGGGCUGCCAAGCGGCAAAACCUUGUAUCAGAUCCAGGCAGAGCGUAUUCUCAAGAUCCAGGAGCUGUCAGACAGAAAGCACGGCUCAAAAUGCACCGUUCCAUGGUACAUAAUGACCAGUGAGUUCACUCUGGCUCCUACUGAGAAGUUCUUCAAGGAGAACAACUAUUUUGGUCUGGAGUCAUCAAACAUUGUCAUGUUUGAGCAAAGGAUGAUCCCAGCACUGGACAGUGAUCAGAAGAUCAUCAUGCAGGGUAAAGGAAAGCUAGCCAUGGCCCCAGAUGGGAAUGGUGGUCUGUACCAGGCGCUGGUGGACAACAAGGUGCUGGAGGACAUGAAGAAGAGGGGAGUGGAGUACCUGCAUGUGUACUGUGUGGACAACAUCCUGGUCAAGAUGGCCGACCCGGUGUUUAUCGGGUUCUGUGUGAGCAAAGGAGCCGACUGUGGAGCCAAGGUGGUGGAGAAGGCCUAUCCUACCGAGCCAGUGGGCGUGGUUUGCAGGGUGCGAGGUGUCGCCCAGGUGGUGGAGUACAACGAAAUCCGAGAAAUUACAGCUGAGCGCCGAGGACCUGGAGGAGAGCUGAUGUUCAAUGCUGGAAACAUCUGCAAUCACUUCUUUACCAGGGCUUUCCUGCAAGACGUUGCAGAGAAAUUUAAAGACCAACUGAGACAACACAUUGCACUCAAGAAAGUGCCAUGUGUGGACAUGUGUGGCAAUCAUGUUACACCCACCCAACCCAACGGCAUCAAGCUGGAGAAAUUUGUUUUUGACGUAUUUCCAUUCUCAAGGAACUUUGUUGUGUUUGAGGUGUUGAGAGAGGAUGAGUUUUCCCCUUUGAAAAAUGCCGAUGGAGCGGCCACCGACAGCCCCACCACAGCCAGAAACGCACUGCUGGCGCAGCACAGCCGCUGGGCCACAGCUGCAGGAGCCACGCUGUUGGAUGAACAUGGCAAUCUCAUUCCUCCUACAGCCAGUGUAUCUGCCGUGGACAGUCCGGCAGCAAGAUGUGAGAUUUCACCGCUGGUCUCCUACUUUGGAGAGGGGCUGGAGAAGCUGCUGAGAGGGAAGACACUGCCAUCUCCCUUCAUUCUGGAUGAAAAAAUGGCCAAAGAGCUGCAGGCUCAGUGACAUGUCUCUGUUGAUAAAGGACCGAGUGGUGGCUGCACAGAUUCCAGCUCAGUGGAGUACAGAUCAGAGAGGAACCCUGGAUGGAUGUUUUUUGGAGGUUUCAGUUCAAGAAAGCACAGCUGUUUGUUGCCUGUUCAUUCAUCUCAUGUUAUUGUCUCUUUGUUGAAGAAGAACUUGAAAAUGAAAACUUUUUUUUACAAAUAAAUUCUUAUCCAAAUACCUCA
Molecule: messenger RNA, 2227 nt
Organism: Acanthopagrus latus (yellowfin seabream)
Lineage: Eukaryota; Metazoa; Chordata; Actinopteri; Spariformes; Sparidae
Gene: uap1l1
Product: UDP-N-acetylglucosamine pyrophosphorylase 1, like 1
Exons: 9
Coding region: 495-2003 (502 amino acids)
Biological process (GO): UDP-N-acetylglucosamine biosynthetic process
Molecular function (GO): UDP-N-acetylglucosamine diphosphorylase activity
Source: RefSeq, a predicted model, not a curated record